AGGAAAAGUGUGACUGAUAACAAAUGGGAAAAUUUUGAAAUUUUGAAGAGAAUUUUAUUAAAAUUUACACCUUUUUAUGUUCAAGAGAUUAGAUUUUGAAGUACUUAAAAUUAAUUAUACUAUUGUGAUAAGCAAUGAAUCCCAUUAGAGUUAUUUCUGAUUCGUAGAAUUGCUUAGAAAUGAAAAGGAAGAUGGAUUUCAAUCAAGAAGAAGAUGACUUCAAUCGAAGUUUAAGUACUGCUCUCAACUACAUCGAAAAACGUAAUAAAGAAGACCACGUAGUUCUAGUUGAUGGCGGUGAAAAAUUAGCCGAAAAAGUUGAACCCGGUUAUCUGGUGAAGUUAGCCGAAGAAAUUGAAAAGGCGAACGAUUUUGUUUUCCAUAAUGCUUGCGGAAAAUUGAAAGUUAUUGAGGAACAAAUGAAUUUCUUGAAGAGACAAGCUUGUAAAGUUCUGGCAGAAACAAAAAUUAAUGCCAAGCUCCACUCAUUGCCGUGUAAUUUUUCUAAAAAGACCGGUCAAAUUUAUACUGUUUACGAGAAACCAUCAGGAGAAUGUUACCUUUCGAUGUUAUCACCUCGGGAAUGGGGUGCGAAUUGUCCGCAUAAUUUCAUCGGAUCUUACAAAUUGAAUGCUGGAAUGUCUUGGAAUCCCGUUGAUGAAUAUUCUGCUAACGGAGCUUUACAGAAAUGGAUUUCUCCAGAUGAGAGUAAUGCAAUGAUGAUAGAAUGAUUCAGAAUAUUCUUCUCGUAUAUUGAUUGUGUUUUAUAAUCUGAAUGCGUAAUCUGUAUAUCGAUGCAUAAUGUUUUCUUUGUUUUGAAGUAAUUUUUGUAUGUUGUAAAAUAAUGUAAUAUAUUUUUUGUGAAUUCCUGUGAAA
Molecule: messenger RNA, 876 nt
Organism: Planococcus citri (citrus mealybug)
Lineage: Eukaryota; Metazoa; Arthropoda; Insecta; Hemiptera; Pseudococcidae
Exons: 4
Coding region: 180-731 (183 amino acids)
Source: RefSeq, a predicted model, not a curated record